AAGACCCUCCUGAAUCCUUACACAAUUCAAUAUCUUGUACUUUUUUCUCUUUCUUUACUUCUCUUGAAAUUCAAGAAUUUUAAAACUGAAUCUACAGAGAAAAGAAAUGCAGUCAACAACUCUUAGUGGCAACUAUGGCUUUCCUCUCUGCAUCUCUGGGAUCGGUCAACAGUUAUCUCUCUCCAAAGAAAUGGCAGAUCAUGACCAGAGAAGGAAGGUGAUAAAGGAAAGAAGCAGAUCAGAAGAGUCCAGGAGCCAUGGUGAGGAAGAAAUAGUGGGUGUGGAGAGAUUCGAUGAGCUAUUAUGGCUUCAGGAGAUGAGAGAGAGUGAGGAUGUCAGAGAUCUAAUUGCUUUAUUCCAAGAUCUAGUAUCGUGGAGCUUUUCUUCUCACACAGCUAGAGCUGCUUAGUGUUGAGAAACCUUUAAAAACACUGGAGAUCUUUUAAGUAAUGUAUGUUACUUUUCUUUUAAGUUGUGCAUGUUUCUUGUAAAACUGCAGAUCAAGAAUCCUUAGCUGGAUAAGAACUUUAAAAUAUUCCUAAUGUUUUCACAGUCGUUUAUUUGUCGUUAGGCCUGGAUGUUUUGCUGCCUCUUUUGGACUUAUCCUAUGGGUUUGGUUUUCACAGUCGUUUGUUUACACGUAUAACUACUGCUCGACAAGCUUUAUCUAAUUUAAAUCUUUCUUGUCAUUUGAUAA
Raphanus sativus (radish) is the source of this 697-nucleotide messenger RNA. RefSeq lists its product as uncharacterized. NCBI's taxonomy places the organism in Eukaryota, Viridiplantae, Streptophyta, Magnoliopsida, Brassicales, Brassicaceae. The record is from RefSeq and is a predicted model, not a curated record. The transcript has 2 exons. Bases 107 to 409 code for a protein of 100 amino acids.